Messenger RNA from Cladophialophora carrionii CBS 160.54, 2496 nucleotides. RefSeq lists its product as uncharacterized. Gene Ontology annotation, cellular component: membrane. Lineage: Eukaryota; Fungi; Ascomycota; Eurotiomycetes; Chaetothyriales; Herpotrichiellaceae. The record is from RefSeq and is a predicted model, not a curated record. Gene Ontology annotation, biological process: transmembrane transport. The transcript has a single exon. Gene Ontology annotation, molecular function: secondary active sulfate transmembrane transporter activity. The coding region runs from base 1 to 2496 and encodes 831 amino acids.
AUGGCGUCCACUCGAUCGAAAGUUGGUCACGGUUUGGCCAAGGUACUCGGCAUCAAGCUCGACUAUCGCACUGAUACCGUUACUCGCGGCGAGUCAACGUAUUCAGUCAACACCGCCGAUUCCUACGUCGAGGAGGAGCCUAGGAGUAUCGACUGGGUCAAAGAUCUCAUCCCUACCCGACAACAAUGGUUUACAUACGUGCGCAGUCUCUUCCCGUUUACCCAUUGGAUUAUGCGAUACAACACUCAGUGGUUGAUCGGAGAUCUGGUCGCCGGUAUUACUGUCGGUGCCGUGGUGGUUCCUCAGAGCAUGGCCUACGCCAAACUGGCUGAGCUCCCUCCCGAGUAUGGACUCUACUCCUCCUUCAUGGGAGUACUCAUCUACUGGUUCUUCGCUACCUCGAAAGAUAUCACGAUCGGUCCCGUCGCCGUCAUGUCCACCAUCGUCGGCAAUGUCGUCAAUAAGGUCCAGGAAGAGCAUCCAGAGGUGCCCGGCCACGUCAUUGCGUCGGCUUUGGCUGUCAUUGCCGGAGCCAUCAUCUGUUUCAUCGGACUCAUCAGGUGCGGCUGGAUCGUCAACUUCAUCCCUCUGACCGCCAUCUCUGCCUUCAUUACGGGCUCCGCCAUCAACAUCGCGGUCGGUCAGGUACCUACUUUGAUGGGCAUCAAGGUCAAAGGUUUCAACACUCGCGAUUCAACCUAUCUAGUGGUCAUCAACACCUUGAGAUAUCUUGGCCACACCAAACUUGACGCCGCGAUCGGUCUGACCGCGCUGUUCAUGCUGUAUUUGAUUCGAUUCACACUGAACCAGUGUGCAAAGAAGAUGCCUCAUCGCGCCAAGUUGUUCUUCUUCCUCAGCACUCUCCGGACGGCGUUCGUGCUUUGCCUGUACAUUCUGAUCGCCUGGCUGGUCAACCGACAUCACCGCGACAAGCCCAAGUUCCAACUUUUAUUACACGUCCCUCGUGGCUUCAAACACGCCGCCGUGCCGACCAUCAACACCGACAUCAUCAGCUACUUUGCCAGCGAACUGCCUGCAUCUGUCAUUGUCCUGCUUAUCGAGCAUAUUGCGAUUUCUAAGUCCUUUGGCCGGAUCAACAACUAUACCAUCAAUCCUUCACAGGAACUUGUCGCCAUCGGAGUCACGAAUUUGCUUGGACCCUUCCUGGGAGCUUAUCCUGCAACUGGUUCUUUCUCGAGGACGGCGAUCAAGUCCAAGGCUGGUGUCCGAACGCCCUUUGCCGGUGUCAUCACCGCGAUCGUGGUGCUGCUCGCUCUCUACGCCCUCCCUGCCAUGUUCUUCUAUAUCCCGAACGCCGCACUGGCCGCUGUCAUCAUCCAUGCAGUCCUCGAUUUGCCCACGCCUCCCAAUGUCCUCUACCAGUUCUGGCGUGUGUCCCCGCUAGAAGUCAUCAUCUUCUUGCUCGGCGUGUUCAUCACCAUUUUCUCCUCUAUCGAAAACGGCAUCUACACUACGAUCAGCGUCAGCGCCGCUGUUCUCCUCUACCGCGUGGUGAAGGCACAUGGUCAUUUUGUUGGAAAGGUCAAGAUCCACUCCGUCAUUGGCGACCACCUGAUCGAGGACAAGUUCCACGACCAGCCGAAACACAGUGACGCGGCCGAGCGAAACAUCUUCCUUCCCUUGGACCACAACGAUGGCUCCAAUCCAUCUAUUCACGUGGAAUCUCCUUAUCCAGGCAUCUUCAUCUACCGAUUCAGUGAGGGCUUCAACUAUCCCAACGCAAGCCAUUACACGGACUAUCUUGUCGAAUAUAUUUUCGAGCAUACAAGACGGACCAACCCUGACUCGUGGCCACGGCCCGGUGACCGCCCCUGGAACAACCCGGGCCCCCGACGAGGCAAGACCGAAGCAGAUCGUUCGCACUUGCCGACUCUCAAAGCCGUGAUAUUGGACUUCCAGGCGGUCAACAACGUCGACGUGACCAGCGUGCAGGACCUGAUUGACAUCCGCAACCAAUUGGAUCGCUACGCAAGCCCCGAACCCGUCCAGUGGCACCUCGCCAACAUCAACAACCGAUGGACCAAGCGCGCCCUUGCCUCCGCUGGAUUUGGCUUCCCCACGGUACCGCAAGAAGAAAUCCACCGGUGGAAGCCCAUCUUCAGCGUCGCCGAAAUCGGCGGCUCCGAAUCCGCCGCUGAAGCGGCCGAGGCCGAACAGAACCGCCGUCUCUCCCGCCAUGGCCGUGACGAAGAACACGGCCGCUCACGAAGCAGAUCCAAGGCUGAAGACAUCACCCAGGACUCGCACUCGUCGACUUCCAGCCACGACAAUGACCUGGCCAAAGAGAUCACACAUAGUAAAGCUUACGCUAGGGCGUCGGUGAAGAAGGUCGCCGUCGUGCACGGCUUGAACAGGCCAUUCUUCCACCUCGACUUGACCAGCGCGCUGCAAAGCGCCAUUGCGAACGUGGAGCACCAGGAGAAGCUGCGGCGCGUCGAGGCCGGCCAGACAGAGGAGAUUAACGACAAACUAUGA